AUGUGUACUUGGUCAUACCUACACUACCAUCACGUUCAGCCGUGCUCCAGGCCGAUUUAUAAUGUCUUCCACUGGGAAUUCUGCGUGGACGCUGGAAGAGACUUAGAUGGCAACUUCCAGACUCCCUGCGAUAGAGCCUUCUCCAAUGUGGUUCAAAACAUUGAUUUUGAUAAUCCUUGCGCGACCGGAGGAUGUCUAAUCUCGCCCGACUGCAGCGCGGGCAACUGCCGUCUGCAGGAGCUUAACGGAUAUUGGAUAUGCUGUCAAUGCAGCAGAGGAGGCAACGAACUUCGCUGGUGCCGACACAAGAUGAAGAAGAGUCCAGACACUUUUUGCUACCACCAAGUCUGUGAGAACUGCACGCCGGACACUGACGCCUUACAGCUGCGCUAA
Messenger RNA from Colletotrichum orchidophilum, 393 nucleotides. RefSeq lists its product as uncharacterized. Bases 1 to 393 code for a protein of 130 amino acids. Lineage: Eukaryota; Fungi; Ascomycota; Sordariomycetes; Glomerellales; Glomerellaceae. The transcript has a single exon. The record is from RefSeq and is a predicted model, not a curated record.